This is a messenger RNA of Pseudophryne corroboree (corroboree frog), 3042 nucleotides long. RefSeq names its product BCL2 like 10 (gene BCL2L10). Gene Ontology annotation, cellular component: mitochondrial outer membrane. Gene Ontology annotation, molecular function: protein heterodimerization activity; protein homodimerization activity. The transcript has 2 exons. Gene Ontology annotation, biological process: intrinsic apoptotic signaling pathway in response to DNA damage; regulation of apoptotic process; extrinsic apoptotic signaling pathway in absence of ligand. NCBI's taxonomy places the organism in Eukaryota, Metazoa, Chordata, Amphibia, Anura, Myobatrachidae. The record is from RefSeq and is a predicted model, not a curated record. The coding region runs from base 417 to 950 and encodes 177 amino acids.
GUGACUUCUCCUUUCAUGAAUUAGGCCAGCGCUGAUGAAUGGAUAGUGGGCGGUGCUAGGCUGCCAGCCUAUCAAAGCCCGGGGGAAGUGGGGGCGGAGGAGGAAAUCUUAUGCUGCUGCUGGACUUUAAACAAAAGGUGGAGGUGCUGCAGCAGCUGCGAGAGAGAUCGCUGUGUGCCUGCGACUGGAGUGCAGCGCGAGAGCAAGGGGACUGUGCGUGUGUGACCCGGAGCAGCAGUAACAGUGACAGCUCCGUGCACGGAUAACAGGAGCACGCACACUACAGCCCGCAGGGAGAGUACAGCCUGCCACUAGCCAGGGGGCAGCAGCAGCAGCGUGCUGGUGGUGGUGGUGGUGGGAGUGGUUCCUCGCAGUUGUUAUAUGGAGUGACCUCGUCCUCUGGCUUCACAUUUACUAUGUCUGAUCAGCGGCUCCUGGAGGAGACCAUCGGCCUGUUGGAGGAUUACCUCCGGCGCCGCCUGUGCAAGGAAACCCGACCGCAGCAGACGCCCGUGGCGGAGACCCUGUGGAGAGUGUCGGAGGAGCUGCUGAAUGUGAACCGCGCGUUCUACUCGGAGUCGUGCGAGAAGGUCCCGGGCGAGUGCGACCCGCGGGUGAUCCUGCAGCGCGUGGCUGCCCACAUGUCCGAGGAGGGAGGGCUGAACUGGGGGCGGGUGGUCGUGCUCAUCGUCUUCGCUGGGACCUUGCUCCAGAGACGGGGAGACCACAAAGCGGGGACCCCACGGGAACUGGCCGCGGUGCUGAGCCAAUUCCUGCUCGGGGAUCACAGAGACUGGUUCCAGGAGAACGGAGGCUGGGAUGGUUUCCACAAAUUUUGCAACAAAAAUAGGAAUGGCCGGGUACAAGAGAAUGGUACUUUUUCUAAUGCCCUGAUUGCAGCGGCUGGCUUUGGGAUUGCUGGAUUAGUCUUUCUCCUGGCAGUAAGAUAAAUUGUGGACUAUGGAAAAAUCAAACUGCAAAAAAUUUGGCCGAAAGUGUCUUCACGGACCAUCACACUCUUAUGAGCCAAAGACCUUAUACUAAAGGACUGAAUUUUUCAAUAAAUAGAUAAGAACAAUUGUACACUGCCAUUUUCCUUUUUUUUUUUUAAAUUGUAUUUUUGUAUUUUAUUUCUUAUGGCGUUUAUGAAUAUUUUUGAUAUGUUUUAAAUGCACAUACAAAUGGGAAAACCAUAUACCAUUGAUGUUACUGAAAUUGAAAUGUUUGCUAUGCAUCCAUCUUAGUGGAUUGACUGAUUUUAAAAUUUGAUUGAAGUGGCAAGUCACAAAGUCCAAAGCAAUUAAAAAAAAAAAAAAAAAAGUUAAGUGUUACUCAAUAUUGUAUGUCAUAGAGUUGUUUUUUUAAUUAUUUCUUUUAGAAUAUACAAGUAAUGUCUAAACUUUAAAAUAUUUGUAUAAUGUGGCCUAGUGGAGAGCCUCCCUUGGGUUCGUUCAUUUGUGCAGUUAUAGCACUAGAAAAAGAUUAUUGACCACCAUUUUAAAUGUGAGUAUAAGAACCAAUUAGAAGCUACACGCUCGUCACCCAGAUUUUCAUUUUCAGCCUGGGUGUGAGAUGACUGGUGGGGCCUCAUGGAAAAAUGCUGCAUGUACAGUGCCAGCCUAGAGACUUCAUUGAAUGAAGUGAAUGUUAGGCUGAUUUUUACUUUUAAUUUUUAUGUAUAUAUUUGUAUAUAUUUUUUUUCCCUCUACCCAGGAAUUAAGCUUUUCUAGAUUACAUUAUUCAGUAUUCUUUAGGCCCACUGUUACAAUAAAAUAAAUACCUAUAAUUUAUAUAACAUGCUCUGUAUGAAAGCAUUCUGCCUGCAGUAUAAAUUACAGUAUGUGGUCAUUUACUGACCAAACUCCUUUUGUGAUGAUAACCAAUAGCUAUCUGAAACUGUAGAACUGAUGUAUACCUACCAACAUUUCAGAUCAGUGAAUGGUGACGGGCUAAGUGGCCAUGCUGCAAUAGGGGUGAGGCAGUUCGAUGCUGGGGGUGUAUCUAGCAUUUCAGACACAUUAGCCUACCCAUUAGCCACCUACCUUCCCUGCAAGCGCCGGUUCAUUGUACCCAUUCAUUGCUAUGCUGAGCAGAGUGCGGAAUGGGAGGCACCUCCCAACUUCCUCUAAUGGUAAGAAAGAGCCCUCAAACUGGGACUGUUCUGUCUUAGGACAUUAAGGAAAUGUGUACGUAUGUUCAAUACUCUAGAUGUGGCCCUUCAGCUACUGUGGAACUACUCAUUCCAGCAAGCCCUGCCACAGUUUUCCUGUUUGGGCGUGCUGUGCUGGGAUGUGUAGUUCCACAGCAGCUGGAGGGCUGCCAAUUGCAUACCCCUGCUCUGCAUAAUUACAUUUGGUUUUCUUCGCCUUAUGCAUAGCAGACUUCUGGUCAGUCAUUUUAAUGGAGACUGCAAACAAUAGCUGACUAAAAUUAACACUCGUUGCUCUUUGCUGCGCAGUGACUAUGAAAGCAAGAUCCUACAUUUGGGACUUAUUAAGUUAUAGAGACUUGUACUUAUAAAGUUGUGAAUGUUUACAUAUAGAUUUCAUUUCUUUUAUCGCAACAACUGCUUUCAUUAGUUCUGUGGUCCAUUUUGGACUUGUGUAAUCUGAUACGUUGGUUGGUUGUCCAUAUUAUAGAUUUGUAAAUAUCUUAUUGUUUCUCUCCCACUGGCUAUUUUGGCAAAAAAAAACAAAAAAACAAUAUGCAGUCUUCACCCCGGAGCCUGAUUGAAACAGUAAUGAACUUUAGCCAUUUUUGGCAGUAUCUUAGCGGAGAAAGGUAAAAUUAAUUUAAAUACCAGCAGAUUUUGGUUUGUAAAUUCCUGGAAAAUGUGGAAACUUUUGAUAAAUAUUUCAUGUUUAUUGUUAUAAUUUUAACGAAACUGGGUAAAGGACAUAUUUAUGCUAAAAUACACACCAGAGAUCUGGCAUCUCUGUAAGCGUUUUAUUAUAAUAAUAUAUUCUGUUAUGCUUGAUUUAUACCUAGGAUAUAUAAUAUUUUUCUUAUGUGCCCUUGUUUAAUAAAUGCAUUUACAUUUGA